AUGUUGAGCGAAACGAUCGUGCUAAGCAUUUGGCCUCCCUCGGCUUCAGCUCUUUCUGUUGAGCCAGCAUGUGUUGCUGCCCUAUUCCACCUUCAGCUUGCUAUUCCCGGAAGAUUCUCCGUUGCAUACACUGCAAAUCCCGACCAGGCUCCGAGCGGUCAACUGCCUUAUCUAACGCACGGUCUACAUAAUGUAUCGUCACUGACUUCUAUUGUUCACUACGUCAAAAAUUUGCCUGGUGCGCUCGACGUAGACGGCUCAUUUCAAAAGGCGCAGUCUGCAGCGAGGAUCGCUCACGUACAGACAACCUAUGGUGAUUUAUUGACUGCCAUGUUGUAUUCCAUUGAUACAAACUGGUGGAAUGUGACGCGGCCUGCGAUCGUAUCUGCUCUUCCGGUGCCGCAGUGUUACUAUGUCCCAGAAAGACUUCGUAAUUCUUACAGACCGAGACUAGAAGCUGCUGAAAUGUGGAACAUAUCAAGCGUCGACCAAGACGAUAAGGAAAAUGUGAUGUCCGCAUUUCGAAAAGACAAAAGAAAAAACAAGCAGGCGGAAACUCAGAGGUUCAAAACUGUAUUUGCAAGAGAUAAAGCCGCUCAACAAGCCCGGGAAUUUUUAUCUAUAUAUGAAAGGUUUCUUGGCGAGGACCGGUUUUUUUACAGCAGCGAACGGCCUACAUCGUUGGAUAUCAUAUUUGCUGCACAUACGCAUAUACUCGCGCAAUUGCCAUUUACCGACAAUCUACUUCAAUCAGUACUUGUUCAUUCGUUUCCAACAAUAUUGGCGCAUGCGCGUGCCGUCCAAUCUGCCAUUUUAGAAAAUGCUGUCCCUCCCAUCGCUCGGUCGAAUCCAUCAUCUUCUAUUAUGUUUCUGAUUCCCCUCCGCAUAUCUUCUCUCCUACGCAAACCCAGAGUAGCGCACAGUGUCGAGGAUGGCCGUUAUACGGUAGCUCGUUGGGGUUGGAUUUCCCUUGCGAUUACAGGUGUUGCAUUAUAUUUCCGUCUGUAUAGGCGUGAGAUUCGAGAAGCAGAGUACGAGGAAGACGUGCUUGUGGCGCACGAGGAGAUGCUGGAAGAAGAGGAUUAUGAGGACGAGUAA
Fibroporia radiculosa is the source of this 1098-nucleotide messenger RNA. RefSeq lists its product as uncharacterized. The transcript is spliced from 5 exons. Gene Ontology annotation, cellular component: SAM complex. Gene Ontology annotation, biological process: mitochondrion organization. The record is from RefSeq and is a predicted model, not a curated record. The coding region runs from base 1 to 1098 and encodes 365 amino acids. NCBI's taxonomy places the organism in Eukaryota, Fungi, Basidiomycota, Agaricomycetes, Polyporales, Fibroporiaceae.